CUCACAUGAGUAACAAGAGCAUAAUGGGCAACAGGUCUCAAACGGCAACAGGUACAAGUGAACCGAUUGAAAAUGUAUGUGCCCAGUGGGAUGCCAGUCACAAAGCUGACUUGCAUUUCGCUGACAAGCUCUAUCAGGGACGACGAGCUUCUCUUUCUCUAAAUAUUGUCGUCGUAGGAUGUGGGCUUGGCGGUCUCACUGCUGCGUACUGCCUCGCCCAGGCUGGCCAUAAGGUAACCAUCCUCGAGGCCGCUCCUACGAUUGGAGAUAUUGGUGCUGGUAUCCAGCUCAGCCCGAAUCUGACCCGCCUUCUUAUCCGCUGGGGUCUAGGCAAGCGCCUCAAGGAAGUUGCUGUCAAGCCCGAAGCAUUGACCUUCAGGCGCUGGUGUACCGGCGAGACCGUUGCAUGGACACAGUGGGGAGGCGCUAUAGAGGAGAAGUACGGGGCGCCUUACUAUCACAUCCAUCGUGCUGAUUUCCUUCGUAUGGUGUAUGAAUUGGCGGAGCCUAAUUGUACCAUUCGCACCAAUUGUCGGGUUCUUUCCAUGAACACGUCAAAACCUACCCUCACUCUCGAAUCUGGCGAAGUCGUACAUGCUGAUUUAGUCAUUGGUGCCGAUGGGGUGAAGAGUACUUUGCGGCAGUAUGUCGUGGGUGGGGUGGAUCAACCCAGACCCACAGGGGAUGCUGCGUACAGAGCUAUCAUCUCGACAGAAAAGCUUUUACGAAACCCGGACCUGCGGCCCUUGGUUGAGACCCCUGAAAUGGUCGGUUGGAUGGGUCCACGAUGUCAUAUUAUGGGGUAUAACAUCCGCGCUAAAAGAGAAUACAAUCUCGUGAUGGUACAUCCCGACAACAACGGCGACGAAUCAUGGACUGCCGAGGGCAGCACACAAAGGAUGAGGGCUGAGUUUGCUGGUUGGGAACCCCGCAUUCAGAAGCUCCUGGCUAUGAUUCCUUCUACGCUGAACUGGAAAUUAAUGGACCGCGAUCCUCUUGAAACCUGGAUACACAAGGAUGGAAAACUGGUUCUAUUGGGAGAUUCUUGUCACCCCAUGCUCCCAUAUCGUGCUCAAGGAUCUGCAAUGGCCGUCGAAGAUGCUGCUGUUUUGGGCAACCUUUUCUCUCAUCUUGCGCACCGCUCUCAGAUUGUUCCCCUGCUUCACGCCUACCAAUCCAUUCGCUAUGAUCGUGCAACCGCUACACAGGACGCAUCUCGUUUGAAUCAGCACUCAUUUCAUCUUCCCGAUGGUCCACAGCAGGAGGAACGAGACCAGCAAAUGCGUGCCGCGAUGGAAGACGCGCUUCGCAUAGCACGCGGUGAGAGGAGCACAUUUAAUUCGGCAGGUAACUCAAACCAGUGGGCCGACGAGGAAAAGAAUACAAUCCAGUUUGGCUACGACGCUGACGAAGAAGCAGAAAAAUGGUGGCGGAAACAUGGGCAUACCCUUAUGGGUCCUCGCUCCCGCAUGUAAACAGAGGUAGAACGGCGUUCUACUGAUGCCAUUCUUUAUAAGUACGACCAUAUGAUUCUCAGGGUAGUGGAGCUUUCAAAUCGUAUUAUCACUUAAAGAUGG
Molecule: messenger RNA, 1577 nt
Organism: Suillus paluster
Lineage: Eukaryota; Fungi; Basidiomycota; Agaricomycetes; Boletales; Suillaceae
Exons: 7
Coding region: 6-1475 (489 amino acids)
Biological process (GO): secondary metabolite biosynthetic process
Molecular function (GO): FAD binding; monooxygenase activity
Source: RefSeq, a predicted model, not a curated record